Messenger RNA from Aricia agestis (brown argus), 3808 nucleotides. Its product is annotated as xanthine dehydrogenase 1-like. NCBI's taxonomy places the organism in Eukaryota, Metazoa, Arthropoda, Insecta, Lepidoptera, Lycaenidae. Gene Ontology annotation, molecular function: oxidoreductase activity; 2 iron, 2 sulfur cluster binding; iron ion binding. The coding region runs from base 1 to 3786 and encodes 1261 amino acids. The transcript is spliced from 17 exons. The record is from RefSeq and is a predicted model, not a curated record.
AUGGACAGGAUACAGCUUAGAGUUAACGGGGUUCCGUGUUCCGUGGGCAGCGAGGUGGACUCCACGGUGACCCUCCUGGACUACCUCCGGAAGACCCUGGGUCUGCGCGGUACCAAGUACAUGUGCAGGGAGGGUGGCUGCGGCGCCUGCGUCGUCACCAUCACUAAGGGCCGAGAUGGGAAACCUGAGAGUGUCAAUUCGUGUCUAGUAUCAGUGACCUCUUGUCACAACUGGGAUGUGACCACCGUGGAGGGCAUCGGGAACAAGCUGAUUGGCUACCACCCGGUGCAGACGGUGCUGGCUGAGAACAACGGGACCCAGUGUGGGUACUGCAGCCCGGGAUGGGUGAUGGCUAUGUACAGUUUACUGAAAAACAAAAGAAUGACAAGACUAGAAAUCGAACAAUCUCUGGGUAGCAACGUCUGCAGAUGUACUGGCUACAGACCGAUUUUGGAAGCAUUCAAGAAAUUCGCGUCUGAUUCCUAUGAUUCUAUCGACAUAAUGGACAUAGAGGAUCUGAAAAUUUGCAAAAAAACAGGAGAGGCAUGCUCGAAAUCAAACUGUGAAGAGUUCGACUGGUGUCUAAUAAACAAAGAAGAUGUUGGUAAUAGACUGAUUAACAUAAAGCUACAGGAUGGAAGAUUCUGGUACAAAAUUGACACUAUUAACGACAUAUUCAGCGUGUUCCAAGAAAGAGGAAUAGACUCCUACAUGCUUGUUGCAGGAAAUACUGGCAAAGGUGUAUACCCAAUUGAAGAAUACCCAAGAAUACUAAUAGAUAUAGCAGAUAUUCCCGAACUGAGAGGUUACUAUUUUGAUCAGAACUUAGUGAUUGGAGGCGGAACCACCUUAUCGGAGCUCGCACAGAUUUUUCAGCAGUUGAGUGCUAACGAUAAUAAUUUUAAAUACUUGCAAGUGUUGAAUGAUCAUCUCAGUCUGGUCGCACACAUUCCAGUGAAAAACAUUGGUACAAUAGCUGGUAAUCUGAUGUUGAAAAGCCAAAACAAAACAUUUAAGUCGGAUAUAUUCGUUAUGCUAGCAACUGUCGGAGCACAAAUAACAAUUGUAACUGGCCCCGGAGUGAAGAAAUCAAUGUCAAUGAGAUCAUUCUUGAAGGAGGAUAUGAAAGGAAAAAUUAUAUUGAACGUGAUGCUGCCUCCACUGAAUAGUUACGAAAAUAGAGUCGUAACUUUCAAGAUUAUGCCUAGAUCACAGAACGCUCACGCUAUGCUACACAGCGGCUACCUUUACCAGCUGGACCAGCAAAACAUCGUCAGACGAUGCAGGAUCAUCUAUAGCGGUCUCUCGGAGAACUUCCUCAGGGCGUUCAAAACGGAGAAAUUCCUGAUAGGCAAGCCUUUAUUCACGAACGAGACCCUCCAGGGCGCGUUGAAGGUGCUUGAUGCUGAGAUGGUGGUGACCCUGAAGCUUCCAGAACCCUCAGUGGAGUAUCGGAGGCAGGAGGCGUUGUCUCUGUUUUAUAAGGGCCUGCUAACGAUAUGCCCUGCGAACAUUCUCCGGCCGAAGUACGCUUCAGGCGCCAUCAAGGUGCACAAAGCGCGGCCGGUGUCGAGUGGCCGGCAAACAUUCGACACUGACACCAAGGACUGGCCCGUCAACCAGGCUAUACCCAAAUUGGAUGGAUUACUGCAGUGCUCGGGCGAGGCGAAAUACGCGGAGGACGUGCCGACGCUGCAGAACGAGGUGUACGCCGCCUUCGUGCUGAGCACCGUCGGGCUCGGCAAGAUCGCUAGAAUCGAUCCGACCAGCGCUUUGGCAUGUCCGGGUGUCAUCGCUGUCUAUACAGCAUCAGAUAUACCUGGCGUGAACAGUUUCAUACCAAAAGGAAGAAUAUUGCACGUAGAUAACGAAGAGGUUCUUUGUAGUGGAGACGUAAAAUAUUACAAUCAACCUGUUGCAGUAGUGGUCGCUGAAACUCAGUCUUUAGCAGAAAGAGCGACUAAACUCGUAUCAGUCACUUACAGUAACGUCAAAAAACCUGUGAUAGAUGUUAAAGAUGCAAUAAAAGAAUCGUCUAGAAAUACCCAAUUCAUAAGUAUGGAACCAACCAAAAUAGGGAAUGACGUGAAGAAAGUAAUAAAAGGAGAUAACACGAUAUAUGGACAAUAUCAUUUUUGCAUGGAAACGUUGGUAUGUGUAUCUCAUCCAACUGAAGAAGGUAUACAAGUCUAUACAGCUACGCAGUGGGUGGAUGUUGUUCAGCAAAUGACUGCUAAAGCUCUAAAAAUGGAUGUUAAUAGGAUCGAUGUGUCUUGUCGUCGCGUCGGAGGUGCUUAUGGGUAUAAAAUUUCCCGAUCCACUCAAGUCGCUAUUGCAUGUAACCUGGUCGUAUAUAAGUUGAAUCGACCCUGCAGAUUCAUACAGCCCUUGAAAACAAACAUGAAAGCUGUGGGGAAAAGACUACCGGCUUACCUCGGCUUCGAGAUGGGUGUAAAUGAAAAAGGAGUGAUACAAUACGCCAAAUGCGAGAUGUACUCAGACAAUGGCUAUGUGCGAGCGGAGGAUCUCCAACCGAUUGGGCUGGGAGAGUAUCACAACUGCUACAAGAAAGAGCCUUGGAAGUACACCUCGUAUAACACGCUCACCGAUACGCCUUCUAACACCUGGUGUAGAUCUCCCAUAACUGUUGAAAAUAUAGCCAUGUGUGAACUUAUGAUGGAGCAUAUAGCUUACGAAAUGAAUUUAGAUCCAGUUGAUGUACGUCUAGCAAAUCUAGACAGGGAACAGUUCGGUGAAUUGGUAGAAAUGUUCGAAACUCUCAAAACUAAUGGAGAUUACGCGAACAGAAAAGCACUGGUUGAUGAAUUUAACAGUAAAAAUAGAUGGAAGAAACGCGGGCUAAGAUUUUCAUUUAUACGAUGGACUCCAGCAGCUUUCCAAUACUUUGACGUGAAUCUAAAUGUAUACCACGAAGAUGGAACUGUCGUUAUUACCCAUGGAGGAGUAGAAAUGGGUCAGGGUAUGAAUACUAAGGCCAUUCAAAUUUGUGCGUAUUAUCUCAAAAUACCUGUAGACAAAAUCCAAAUUAAAGCCAACGAUACGACUACAACGCCCAAUAGCUUCGUCUCCGGUGGAGCUACAGCAUCGCAAAAUGUCGGUAUUGGUGUAAGAAGAUGCUGCGAGGAAAUGUUGAAAAGACUGGAGCCUAUACGAAAGGAGAUGGACAAUCCUACAUGGCCCGAAUUAGUCAAGAAAGCACACUCAAUGGAUAUAGAUCUACAAGCGCAUGGUUUUGUAAACAUAGCAGAUGUCCAAGCAUACCACAUCUACGGUAUAGGUUUGAAUGAAGUGGAGAUAGACGUUUUGACUGGUGAAUACGAAAUCAUAAGAGUGGACCUAAUAGAAGAUUGUGGUAAAAGUAUCAAUCCAGCUAUUGACAUUGGUCAGGUGGAAGGUGCCUACAUAAUGGGUGUGGGAUACUGGACGAGCGAGGAGCUGAUAUACGACAAGGACUCCGGAGAACUACUCUCCGACAGGAGCUGGGAGUACUGGGUGCCGCAGGCCAAGGAUAUACCCCAGGACUUCAGGGUAUACUUUAGGAAAAGAUCCUACAGCACUGAGUUGAUUCUUGGGGCUAAAGCAACCGGUGAGCCCGCUACGUGCCUCGGGGUGGGAAUACCCCUCGCGUUGAGAGCGGCCAUGGUGGCCGCCCGAGCGGAGUCAGGGAUUCCCUCCAACGUCUGGUUCAAUAUAGAUGGUCCGUACACUGUCGAAAAAGUGAUGUGCAACUGUGGAACCAAGAAAGAAGAUUUCAAAUUUUACUAAAAAUUUACAAAAUAUGGUGUAC